Molecule: messenger RNA, 174 nt
Organism: Fusarium musae
Lineage: Eukaryota; Fungi; Ascomycota; Sordariomycetes; Hypocreales; Nectriaceae
Gene: ARL2
Product: ADP-ribosylation factor-like protein 2
Exons: 2
Coding region: 1-174 (57 amino acids)
Biological process (GO): protein folding
Cellular component (GO): microtubule cytoskeleton; cytoplasm
Molecular function (GO): GTP binding; GTPase activity
Source: RefSeq, a predicted model, not a curated record
AUGUUGUCAAUCCUGCGAAAAGCCCGACUCAAGGACAAAGAAAUGCGAAUCCUUAUGCUCGGACUGGAUAAUGCUGGAAAAACCACAAUCGUCAAGAAGGUUAUGGGAGAGGAUGUCAACACCGUAAGCCCAACAUUAGGUUUCAUCAUCAAGACGAUUGACUACGAGGGGUAA